Messenger RNA from Triplophysa dalaica, 2199 nucleotides. RefSeq names its product B-cell receptor CD22-like. Bases 290 to 2014 code for a protein of 574 amino acids. The transcript is spliced from 12 exons. Lineage: Eukaryota; Metazoa; Chordata; Actinopteri; Cypriniformes; Nemacheilidae. The record is from RefSeq and is a predicted model, not a curated record.
GUCUGAAUGAGGAAGUGACAUCGACAUCUUAUUCGGAGUUAAAUCCUGUAGCCCUGAUCUCAGUGUUGGUCCUCAAGACUUGUAACAGAGCUCCUCUCAUGUUGGUCAGAUGAAGAGAGCAAACGCUGAGAAAGAGGAAGACCCAAAAUAUUCAUUGUAUUUUAAGCUUCGCAUUAAAGUAUGGAAAACACAUCAGUUAAAUCAGUCCAUCAGUUAAAAACAGCUCUUCAUCUUCAUUUCAUUUCUUUUUUGUGUACUAACACAGACGGCAUCACAUCACGAGGUUGCUAUGGCGACAUGUUUCACAAUAUCUCUGAUGUUUCUGCUCAUGACUGCUGAUGUUGAUGGUCAGCAGGUUUGGGGAGUGAAUUAUAAUUCUUCGUAUGUUUGUGCAGUAAGAGGCUCAACAGUGAGAAUGUCCUGUAUUUAUCCUCCUGGUUAUUGGAUCACAUCAUCAUACUGGACCAAAACAACACAUCAACCUGUUUCAGUGUCACCAAACCUGUGUUCUGACACAUAUUACAGAGAAAAGGUUCAGUGUCACGCUAACAGCAUCACUUUAACACAUGUGACAGAAGCUGAUAAAGGCGUUUACUACUCCAUAUUUACAAGCAGACUAUACAGUGGAGAAUGGAGAGGGACUCCUGGAGUUCAGCUUGAUGUCACAGACCUCCAGGUGGAGACACAACAGAGAGUGAAAGAGGGAGAUUCAGUCACUCUUACAUGUAAAACCACCUGCAGACUGACUGAAGAAACAACAUUCAUCUGGUACAGAAACACACAGACAUUAACUGAACACACAGUGAAUGAGUUUCAUCUGCAGUCAGUCAGUCGUCAUGAUUCAGGAGUCUAUAGAUGUGCUAUAAGAGGAUCUGAACCUUUUGCGUAUUCUGAUGUUUAUCUCAGUGUUGAAUAUCCUCCAGAGAAAACCUCAGUGUCCAUCAGUUCUUCUGGUGUAAUAGUGGAGGGUGAUUCAGUGAAUCUGACCUGCAGCAGUGAGUCAAAUCCACCUGUUCACACCUACAGCUGGUUUAAAGGAGGAAAAUUUGUAGGAUCUGGAAACAUCUACAGCAUCUCAAACAUCAGAUCGGAUGACAGUGGAGAAUACACGUGCUGGUCCAAAAAUAUACAUGGAGGGAAAUAUUCAGAAGCUGUGAUGCUGAAUGUGAUGUUUGCACCAAGAAAUGUUGUGGCAUCCAUCAGUUCUUCUGGUGUAAUAGUGGAGGGUGAUUCAGUGACUCUGACCUGCAGCAGUGAAUCAAAUCCACCUGUUCACAUCUACAGCUGGUUUAAAGGAGGAAAACUUGUAGGAUCUGGAAACAUCUACAGAAUCUCAAGCAUCAGAUCAGAUCACAGUGGAGAAUACAAGUGCAAGACCAGAAAUAAACAUGGAGAGAAAUAUUCAGAAGCUGUGAAGAUGGAUGUGAUUUAUGCACCAAGACAUGUCAAAGUGUCCAUCAGUUCUUCUGGUGUAAUAGUGGAGGGUGAUUCAGUGAAUCUGACCUGCAGCAGUGAAUCAAAUCCACCUGUUCACAUCUACAGCUGGUUUAAAGAGAAUCAAACAUCAUCUGUUGGAUCUGGAAAGACGUUCAGCAUCACUAACAUUAAUUCUAGUCUCAGUGGAUGGUUUUACUGUGUGGCUCAGAAUAAACAUGGAUCUCAGAGAUCAGCUGCUGUAUCACUCACUGUAACAGGAGUUCAGGGUUCUGCUCUGUACACAGUUUCUGGUAUUGUGGCAGGAUGUGGAGGAUUGUUCUUCAUCAUCAUCAUCUUCAUCAUCCUGUUUAUUAAGAAGAGGAGGACUGAUAGUAGAGCAGAACACAUGAAUCAAACACAGACGGCUGACUGGAGUGAUAAUACAUACACAGCUCUGAAUCCUGCGUCCAGAACAUCUGCAGACAUUUACAACACAAUCAGAUCGGAUCAGUGCAGGGCUGCUGAUGGCGUCUACACGACUCUUGAGCUUCAGUCCAGAUCUUCUGAAUAUGAUACAAUAGCAGUAAACACACAUUAAACUCUCUCUCGCUCUAACAGUGAGAGCUCUGUUCUGAUUGCUAUUGUUAUUUGUUAUUAUUCGUUACUAAUAGUUAACAUGCAAUGAACAUACUUUAUAAUUGUCAUGUUAAGAUUUUUAUUCAUCUGACUUGUUAACAUUUGAUGUAUAAUUUAAGUAAUUUAAUAAAGCUUUUUUCUUUUGAA